GCUCAAUUUCUGAGGAAAAUGGCUGACCCCCAGUCCAUCCAGGAAUCUCAGAACCUUUCCAUGUUCUUGGCAAAUCACAACAGAAUAACCCAGUGCUUGCACCAGCAGCUGGAGGUCAUCCCUGGUUAUGAGGAACUCCUGGCUGACAUCGUCAAUAUCUGCGUCGAUUACUACGAGAAUAGAAUGUACCUGACGCCCAGUGAGAAACACAUGCUGCUGAAGGUGAUGGGCUUCGGCCUGUAUCUGAUGGAUGGAAAUGUGAGCAAUAUCUACAAGCUGGACACCAAGAAACGGAUAAACCUUAGUAAGAUCGACAAGUUUUUCCGG
Messenger RNA from Rhincodon typus (whale shark), 327 nucleotides. RefSeq names its product cytoplasmic FMR1-interacting protein 2-like. Gene Ontology annotation, molecular function: small GTPase binding. The annotation marks the transcript as partial. Gene Ontology annotation, biological process: apoptotic process; regulation of actin filament polymerization; cell projection assembly. Lineage: Eukaryota; Metazoa; Chordata; Chondrichthyes; Orectolobiformes; Rhincodontidae. Gene Ontology annotation, cellular component: synapse; neuron projection. The record is from RefSeq and is a predicted model, not a curated record. The transcript is spliced from 3 exons.